This is a messenger RNA of Lolium perenne, 801 nucleotides long. RefSeq lists its product as uncharacterized. Gene Ontology annotation, molecular function: heme binding. Lineage: Eukaryota; Viridiplantae; Streptophyta; Magnoliopsida; Poales; Poaceae. Gene Ontology annotation, cellular component: intracellular membrane-bounded organelle; membrane. The record is from RefSeq and is a predicted model, not a curated record.
CCACCAACUGACGACCAACCGCGGACCAAAACGAGCUGCAAGCUCUCUUGGUGUGCUCAGCUCAGCUGUGCUCUGCUCCCUCCAAGAAUUCCUCCUUCUAUCUCAGUCCAGCGUCGUCUUCUUCCAAUUGUUAUCCCUCACCACUCUCCCCCCCAGCCGGAACGGUGGUUGAAGAGAGCGCCGUCUAUCCACUAAUGGCGGAGGAGACCGAGACAAAGCAGCUCUUCUCUCCGUCAGAUGUCUCGCUCCACACAUCCAGGAAGGAAUGCUGGGUCGUCAUCCAUGGAAAGGUGUACGAUGUGACCAAGUUCUUGGAGGACCACCCCGGUGGAGAGGACGUGCUGCUCCAUGUAUCCGCCUCUGGGGACGCCACAGAGGCAUUUGAAGAUGUCGGCCACAGUACAUCAGCCAUCAGCAUGAUGAGCAGUUACCUGAUUGGAAGCAUUGAGGGCUAUAUGCCUCCCAAAGCAUCUGAGCAUACGACAGUAGGUGGCAGUGAUGAGCCGCCAAAUUCGAGAACAACGCAAAGGAAUAAAGGCUCUCCUGCUCCAAACACAUUUCUGGACUUCGUGCUCCCUUUAUUUAUGCUUGGCCUGGCCAUUGCAGCUUGGUACUACCUAACCUUCGUGGCCAAGAGUUAGUAAAUUUGGUGAAGAUUCAUAUAAUUGCGCAUUGUGUAUGUUACUAUUGUCGCUGCUGCAGCGAUAUGUUUCAAGGAGAUAAACCUGGUCAUAUAAUCAUUUUGACCUGAUGGAGGUUUCUUGAUGUGGCUUGAAAGGACUAGGCAAAUUUCUCCCGAUA